CAACCCAAACUCAACCUUAAUAUCCUCGGUCUUCUUAGAACAUCCCUUGGUGACUCGUUAUUCUCAUCAAUUUCAUCUCUUUUCUCUCUCGAUUGACCGAAGAUGAAAGGAAGUGUUUGAUUAAUACAACCACACCACUCAUCUCCCUCCACCUUGUAUCAAAAUUUACAUAUUUAUUAAGCUUUGUCUCUAAUUACAAUGUUACAUCCCCUUCCUUAUACUUAGGUUAGAGUUAAACACUUAAACUAGAUGAGUUUCAUUACUCUGCCUCUGGUAAUGGACUCUUAAUCACUUGGGAUAACUUGAAUUCCGCAAAUGACUCCUACGAGAUAGAUUUCACAUUUUAAUUAUCAACGCUUUCUUCUUGGAGGGCGCUAGUUAGGCCUAGGUAGGGGACUGAAUCAAACAAAUCAAAAUCUGUCACUUGUCUGUAUUAUACUUAAGGUUAAACAAAUACUGAUUACACGCUUCCGUGGAGGGAUUUUUCAUACUUAAACAUUUAGUUAUCCGCUCCUCGGUUUAUGGUUGGUGAGCUAGAACAAAUCCAGCUGCCGCGGAUUGACCUGCCUCACAUCAUGGACUGCUCGUUCUUGCUGCUUUUCCGCAUUCUUAAUAAAGCUUUCAUGGCGCCAUAAUAAUGAUAAAAACAGCUCAAUCUGCAUUAAAAAUCAUCAUCACCUUCUCCAAUGGCGCUUCUCCCUGAUAUUUUUUAACAAGGAAAAAUUAUAAAGAAUUUCCCUUUCAUUCUCUGUUUCUUCUUUCUUAAAUCCUUUUUGGGGCUAAACAAACAGGGGACUGGUGACCUGUCUCCAUCGACUUCUCUUGGGGGGAAAAGUAGUAAUUCUUCUUGGGUUGCUGCAAGAACCCAGCUUUAUUACCUUUCGUUGAUUUUGCUGUGGGAAAGGAGAACUUUUGUUCAUUUCUGUUCCCUUCUCUUUCUUUUGUCUUUCUUUCUCCUGCUCCAGUGGCUAUGAAGUGGUUCCAUUAUUUCUCGAGCAGAGAGAAGAAGAAUGGAGGUGGAGGUGAAACAGCGUCGUCGCCACCAGCAGUCCCAAAAUCGGUUUCAGGGCGCUCGAAUUCUUCUUCGGUAUCCAUGUCGAAUUCGACUGAUCUUGACGUGAGAAGAUCUGGGUCGGAUUUCAAUUCCCAGAAUAUGUCCGAUUUCAGCACCGAAUCUUCUGCCCAGAACUCGUUCGCCGUAAUGUCUCAGAGGCGACAACAGCUGAUACAGAGUAGUAACCUCCGCGUGUUCACAUUCUCUGAGUUGAAGUCCGCCACCAAGAACUUCAGCAGAUCGCUCAUGGUUGGAGAAGGUGGGUUCGGCGGCGUCUACCGAGGGGUGAUCAAGAGCGCGGAAGAUCAUGGGAAGAAGAUUGACAUUGCUGUCAAGCAGUUGAGCAGAAGAGGGCUCCAGGGACACAAGGAAUGGGUUACAGAAGUCAAUGUGCUGGGAAUUGUUGAACACGAGAAUCUCGUCAAGCUGAUCGGCUACUGUGCUGAAGACGAUGAACGAGGCAUCCAGCGACUAUUGGUAUACGAGUACAUGCCCAACAGGAGCGUGCAGGAUCACUUAACAAGUCGGUUUGAGACGCCUCUUUCCUGGGGAACAAGGAUGAAAAUUGCUCAGGAUGCAGCCAGGGGAUUAGCUUACCUCCAUGAAGGAAUGGAGUUUCAGAUCAUUUUCAGAGAUUUCAAGUCAUCUAACAUUCUUCUGGAUCAAGACUGGAAUGCGAAGUUGUCAGAUUUCGGGUUGGCUAGAUUGGGGCCUUCAGAGGGUGUGAGCCACGUUUCUACUGCAGUUGUGGGGACAAUUGGGUAUGCAGCUCCUGAAUACAUACAGACAGGUCGUCUCACAGCAAAGAGUGAUGUGUGGAGCUACGGUGUUUUCCUGUAUGAACUCAUCACAGGCAGGCGUCCUUUGGACCGGAACAAGCCGAAGAAUGAACAAAAGCUGUUGGAAUGGGUGAGGCAACACCUCUCUGAUAUGAGAAAGUUCAGGCUGAUUCUGGACCCAAAACUGGAAGGAAAGUACGAUAUCAAGUCUGCCCAGAGACUUGCUGCAGUGGCCAACAGAUGUCUCAUGAGACAGGCUAAAGCACGGCCCAAGAUGAGCGAGGUUCUGGAGAUGCUUAACAAAAUCAUGGAUUCAGCACAACUUGGGACUAGUCCCCAACUCCCCAUGAAGAUGCUGAGAGAUCCAGAAUCUUCCAGACGAAUUCCUCGUCUGAACUUCAGCAUGAAGAUGGGAGACAAGGGAUGGUUCUGUUGGAGAAUACAGAGACCAAAGUUUCUGAGAACAUCACGAAAGGGAGUGAACUGAUUAUCAUCCUAGUAUUUUUGUUCAGCUGACAUGAAUGGAUGGGUUAUGUUUGUGGUGAGCGAGGCAUUCCUAUCUCUUGUAUGGGUAUUCUUCUC
This is a messenger RNA of Linum trigynum, 2415 nucleotides long. The record is from the annotation of a GenBank genome assembly. Lineage: Eukaryota; Viridiplantae; Streptophyta; Magnoliopsida; Malpighiales; Linaceae.